AUGGGUAACAGUUUAGGCGGCAAGAAAACGACCAAAGUCAUGAAAAUAGACGGCGAGAGUUUCAAACUGAAAACUCCGGUGACGGCGGAGGAGGUCUUGAAAGACUUCCCCGGCCACGUUUUGUUAGACUCCGAAUCCGUCAAGCACUACGGUGCCCGAGCCAAACCACUUGAGGCGAAGCAGAGGUUGGAGGCGAAGCGGCUGUAUUUCGUGGUGGAGCCGGUGAAGGAGUGUCCGCCGAGAAGGGUAAGAUCGGGAAUUCACAUGAGUGCCAAGGAGAGGCUCGAGAACCUCAUGCUUGCCCGAAGAUCCUCUUCCGAUCUCUCCAUACUCAAUCCCAGUGGUGGAUGGACGACGGAGGAGGAAGGAGGAGGAGGAGGAGGAGGAGCGGUGAGGGUGAAAGUGAGAGUUCCCAAGGCGGAGCUACAAAGACUCGUUAAGGAAGGAGCCACCGAAGCGGAGGCUACACAGAAGAUCGCCGCUCUCUUUAUGACCAAACACAACGAAACACCUCAGAACACUCUCCAUAUGAUGAAGGAAACGAGCCCACCGCCACACCCGCCGCCACAAGAGGAGUCAAAUCCCGUCUCAGACGAGUGA
This is a messenger RNA of Microthlaspi erraticum, 600 nucleotides long. Lineage: Eukaryota; Viridiplantae; Streptophyta; Magnoliopsida; Brassicales; Brassicaceae. The record is from the annotation of a GenBank genome assembly.